AACAACCCCAAAUGAAAUGUAAUAAAUCCUGAAUCUUUCCACUAAAGUUGUAAAAUAACGAAUUGAUCAUACAUAAAAUGGCAAUUGGAGAAACUUUCCUGUCAGCAUUUCUACAAGUGUUGUUUGAGAAGCUAAUGUCCCCUGGAGUUAACAUGUUCAUGAAGCUGGUGAACAGAGGAGGGAUAAAACAAGAACAACAACAAACCUUAAAACAAUGGGAAAAACAACUAAGAAUGAUAGAGGCCGUAUUAAGUGACGCGGAGCUGAAGCAAGUCGAAAGCAAUAACAACAACAAUGGUGUUAAGUCAUGGAUGAUGGAUCUUCAAGACUUGGCUUAUGACUUGGAGGAUGUGUUGGAUGCGUUUGCUACUCAAGCUCAAUUUUACGAGUUGAUGAUCAAACAAGAUAACCACGCCCGUGUUUCCAACUCCAACUCCAACUCCAACUCCAACUCUAACUCUGCUCGUUUAACAAAUAACAACAUGGUACAAAGCAUUGUUGUUGGUGGGGCAAAAGCUGUAGAACAUCUGUCCUUAAUGUUUAACACUGGCCAAGAUUUUUCAGCACGGAUAGAAGAGAUUGAUCAGCAAUUGAAAGAAAUAUUGAGCCAGACUGAGGGCUUAGGGCUUUCAGUUCAUUUGAUGCAUCAACAAGUAACUCCACAAAGAACAGAACGACAAUGGAAAAGCUGGAGAGAAUCAACUUCUUUGUUAUGUGAGCCAUUUGUUUAUGGACGGGAAGGUGACAGAAUAGAGAUCACACAUCGAUUACUGAAUGACGAGAACUCAAGUCCUGGCAAUAACUAUGUUGUCAUUCCUAUUGUUGGAAAAGGAGGCAUUGGUAAGACGACUCUUGCUCAACUCGUGUACAAUGAUGAGCAAGUUGACGUGUUUGCUCUAAAAGCAUGGGUUUACGUAUCUCAAGUGUUUGAUGCUAAAAGAAUAACAACAUCAAUUCUUAAUUCAAUCACUGGUGAAACCAACACGUUUUGUGAUCUCAAUCAAGCUCAAGUGAGAUUAAAGCAAGUGCUAACAAAUAAAAGAUUCUUGAUCGUGCUUGAUGACAUGUGGACUGGGAAAUAUAGUGAUUGGAACGACCUAAGAACCCCAUUAAGAGCAGGGGCGAAGGGAAGUAGAGUUGUGGCUACCACGAGAAGCCAGAAAGUGGCAAGGAUCAUGAAUCCUCAUCCGAAUAGUAUGAUCUCGUUGGAGUAUCUUUCGGAUGAUGAUUGUUGGCAUCUAAUUAUGCAACAUGCGUUUGAUGAUGCCAAUAUUGCUUUAAGCCCAAAUUUCAGCUCAAUGAGAGAUGGCAUGAUUAAAAAGUGUAAAGGCAUUCCCAUGGUAGCGAAAGCUCUUGGAGGCCAUUUGAGGACCAAAGUGGAGGAGAGUGAAUGGCAAGAGACGCUCGACUAUGAUACUUUGAGCAUGGAUGAGAACAGGGUAUUGCAGGUGUUGGAGUUGAGUUUUCAUGACCUCCCAUCCCAUUUGAAACGGUGUUUUGCUUAUUGCUCUAUUUUCCCAUAUGAUCAUAUCUUCACGGAGAAGGAUGUCAUCUUAUUAUGGAUGGCUGAAGGCCUUUUACCAGGAAAUGUGGGAAACAAGCAAAUGGAAGACAUAGGCCAUGAGUAUUUUCAUGAUCUAGUAUCAACAUCAUUUUUUGAUCGGAGCUUGAAGGGAUCUGAAUACUUCAAAAUGCACAGCCUACAAAGUGAUUUAUCCCGACAGGUUGCAGGUGAUAUAUGCUUUGCAAUAAAGGAUAUUUCUGUAAGUAAUGAUUCGCAGAAGGCUUCUUGUAGAGCUCGACAUAUAUCCUUCUCUAAACUAGAUGAACAUGAAGAUUACAAAGAUCUUUUUCCCCUAAAAAAGGUCAGCCACUUUCGUACUUUUGCUCAUUUUAACAAGCAUAUUCAUCCCGGUUCUUCAAUUCAAGUACUUGAUCUUGUAAGAAAGUUUGAAUGCAUGAGGGUGCUGCAGCUACCUCACAUGGAUGUUAAAAAUUUUCCUGAUGCUAUUGGUGAUCUUAAACUCUUAAGGUAUCUUAAUCUCUCGUAUAAUAGUAUUGAAGAAUUGCCGGACUCUAUAAGCAACCUUGUUAAUCUCCAGACUCUGUUGUUAAAAGGCUGUAGCAAACUUCAAAAGUUGUUAACAAAUAUGAGAUGCCUAACUAACCUUCGCCAUGUGGAUAUUGAUGGAACCUCCGUGCAGGAGAUGCCAUCCGGGAUAGGGAAUUUGGCGAACCUGCAAACACUGCAAAAUUUUAUCAUAGGAACUAAUGCACCCAUCAUAAGAGAGUUGAAGAACAUGAGAUAUCUUAGGGGAAAGCUAACAAUAACUGGAUUAGAAAAUGUGGUAAACUCCAAUGAUGCAGAAGAAGCAAGGUUGCAUGAGAAAUCAGGUCUUGAUGAGUUGGAAAUGGUAUGGGAAUGGGGAAGCUUUACUAACGGGGUUGAUGACAACACAAAGAUAGAUGUGCUUCAUCAGCUGGAGCCUCACAAAUCUACAAAAGUGUUAACUAUUAGGAACUAUAAGGGAGUGACAUUCCCAAGUUGGUUGGGAGACCCUUGUUUCAUUAACAUGGUUAUCAUAAAUUUAGUAGGUUGUGAGAGAUGUGAAUUUCUACCACCACUAGGGAAGCUUCCCUCGUUAAAGGAACUUAUGAUUCAAGAAAUGCGUGGCCUUAAAACAGUAGGUUGUGAUUUUCAAGGUGUUGGUUGUUCAGACCCGUUUCCGGCAUUGAGAACUCUGAGAUUCAAGUCUAUGAAUUCUUGGGAGAGUUGGUUGCAGACAUCAGCUGAUAACAGGGGAUUCUCUUGCCUUGAAGAGCUUUCAAUCAAAGAUUGUCCAUCUCUACAGCAAUAUUUACCUUCCUGUCUCCCUUUGCUACAAACACUUGAGAUACAACAUUGCAAGCAGUUAUAUGCCUCACUUCCAAGCCUCCCUCGACUCCAAAAGUUGAUAAUAGAUGACUGUUCAUCCCUAGUCAUGGUUGAUCAGCUACCUUUCACCCUGCGGCAAUUAGUUAUCUCUAGUUGCCAGAAGCUACAGUUUGUGGAAUUUGGGGAAUCAUAUUCCUCCAGUGGUGAAAAGAUUUCUCUGGAGGUUGUGGAGGUUGUCAAUUGCCAAAGUCUGUCAACUUUGUUGUGUAAAGAUCGCCUUCAAGCACAUAGUGGAAAUAUUGAGCUUUUACUGUUUGAACAAGGUUUAUGCCCGUCUAAACUGUCUCUUCUCACCACAUUAACAAUAAGUGAAUGUCCUUAUCUUAUCUCAUUUCCAGAAGAUCUUGUUCUCUCUGGCCUACGAAAUCUUCUGAUAUCAGUUUGUCGAAACCUGGAGUCUCUCCCAAAUCAAAUGCAUAACUUCACUUCCCUCCAAGACUUAAUUCUUACAAAUUGUCCAAAAAUACACUACUUUCCAAAAGGCGGUCUACCCAUGAACUUGAUUUCACUCUACUUGGAUGGCCUUAGCAUGGAACAACCAAUGCAAGAGUGGGAGUUGCAGAACCUUAAUUCUCUUGAAAAGCUCUCAAUUUCUGAUGUAGGGUGGUCAUCAAAUUCAAUACAUACCUUCCCAAAUCAGGAUAUUGAUCUUCCCUCAUCAUUACUUGGAUUAGCCAUUAGUGGUUUCCCAAACUUGAAAUCGGUAUCUUGCUUACGUAUUCUGAAUCUAAGUUCCCUUUAUAUUAGGAGAUGUAAAGAACUCGAAAACUUUGUUGACAAUUCUCUACCUCGUGGACUUAAAGAAUUAUGGGUUGUUCAAUGUCCUUUGCUGAGAGAUCAAAUGGAAAGGGAUCCUCUUCGUCAUACUCUAUCGUGCAUUACUCAUCUGCGUGUAUACUAGUAAUCUUGCUUGAAGUCCCUGUAAUGAUACUUGCGGACCUGAAAGGAAGACAGAGACUGAAGCAGCUGACGAAGGUCAGAUAGAUAUCCAGAUGACCGAGGUAGGAUCCGAAAUGUGGCCGAGCAGAAGACAAACAAGAUCCGAAGAAGAAUACAAGGAUGGUGGAAUAGUCCGUACAAGGAUUGUGUAAGUCUCAGCAACUCGCUUGAAAAAUCAGAGUAGAUAUUAUUUGCUGCUUAAGAUGCUCAUAAUCUUAUCACUUUGAUUAAGUAUUUUGUUAGGCCAUGGUGCAUAGUUUUAUCGAAAAAUAGGCUGGUUUUCACAAAUUCUUAUUUACAAUGGGUGCACAAUAAAUAUUGUACACCGGAGUAAAAGUUGACUCAAAAUGCUUAAAAGUUACAUUUAUAUAUGUAAAAGUUAUCUAUUUUUUAAUGAUAAAUUUUUUCAUUUGAAUAAAAAUUAUUUCUUCAAAAUCACUAAUAAUGUAUAAAUUAAUCGUUUGACCCUUUAAAAUGUUUAUCUAACUUUAUAAUAUAAAAGUUACAGAAAAAUAGGUUAAAGUUAUGAAAAUUUGCAUAAAAGUUAUCUUGGUGUACAAUAAAUUUAUUGUACACCUUGUGCGCGCAAGACCUUUUGGCUGAUUUUCUAUUUUUUCAAAAUGCAAUUUUGCAUCGUACUUAACUACUUUUCAAGUUUUCAGGGUUAUAACUUUGGGGCUGUUGUAGUCUUGUAAAACAACUUUUACCAACUCAAGUGGCCUCAAGUUUGAUAUGAAUCACCAUUAUAAUUUCAUUGUAGUCUAUUGGCUGAAAUUUAAUUUGAUUCAGGAAACAGUAGAUCGAUAUUAGUUUUAUGGUGUAGGUUGUUCAGACCUUUUUCUGGCAUUUGAGAACGCUUUAAUGUUUAACUCUGUGACUUCUAGGCAGGAUUGGUUGCAGAUAACAAGGGGAUUCUAUUGCGUGCUUUCAAUCAAGGAUUAUCCAUCUCUACAGACUACAGCAAUCUUUACCUUCCUAUCUUGAAAUACAAAAAUUGAUAAUCUUGCAUCAAGUCCGAUCCCUGCAGUAAUGAUAAGCUCAUACCAUACAUCCCAACUCCCAAGUAUUCACUGUUUUUUUUCCUGUUAUUCUAGUCUUUUAUUACCCUUUGUUUUGCAAGUUGUAUUUGUAGUACUUGAGUUGUGGAGUACGAGAUUACAGGCAUGAGAACGCGCAUUGCAAAUCAGAAAGGCCAUAGCCGACCAAUUUUAGUCAUUCUUCAGUUUUCCUGUCAAGGCCAUAGUCAAUUUCUAGUAAACUUGCUGCUUAAUUGAUCUGAUAGCAAGUGACAGAUUUCCUCGAUCAGAAAGCAUCUGAGGAAGGAAUACUGGAACAGUAUGGCCUGGGAAUCGAACGGGAUAGAAAAUUAGCGUGACUUGUCAGUUUACACUUCCAUUGAUUCUUUCUAAAAUGAUCCAUAUCGCAUCUGCAGCACUUGUUCUGGUGUAUACUAUUCUUCUCGGUUAAAGUUGCUACGAAAUAUAUACUCCAGUAUAAAUA
Spinacia oleracea (spinach) is the source of this 5374-nucleotide messenger RNA. Its product is annotated as putative disease resistance protein At3g14460. Lineage: Eukaryota; Viridiplantae; Streptophyta; Magnoliopsida; Caryophyllales; Amaranthaceae. Bases 78 to 3836 code for a protein of 1252 amino acids. Gene Ontology annotation, molecular function: protein binding; ADP binding. The record is from RefSeq and is a predicted model, not a curated record. The transcript is spliced from 2 exons.